AUGGCCGUCGUCGGCGGCGGCGGCACCGGGGCGGCACGCGGGGAGGACGAGUGGCUGCGCGUGUACGGCCGUGUCGUGGCGAUGCUGCCGCAGGUGGAGGCGCUCGCCGCCGCCCGCGCGCGGCUGGAGGCCGUCAACGAGCUCCAGCACGAGUUCUGGGAAGCCCGCGACGCACUCCUCCAGCAUCGCCUCCUCCAGUCGGAGGAGAGCGUUAGGAGUUGGGAGGCGGCCUACAUCGACCUGCAGCCCUCCGGGGAUGAUCAGAGGUUCGCCGAACUCCAACAGAGUGAUUUGGAAGACUUAGCAACUUUUGUAGAUGUUUUCGCUGCAGAAAACACAGAAUUUCAGAUAAAAGUGAAGGAAGUUGACGCUGGUGCAGAUCAUAGUCAAAAUCCUGCACACCAUGAACGCAUAACAGAAGAUUUAAAAGCAGAGCUACGAAAAUUGAAGCAAGCUUAUGAAGCCCUUUGCUCAGAGAAGGAUAAGAAAGUUUCUGAAAUCACUGCAGAAAAGGAUUUUGUCCGGGACCAGUGUAAGACACUGGAGCGGGACUAUGCUGAUUUACGUAGCUACAUCAACAAUAAGUCUACACGAGAUAGUGAGGCAGCGCUAGAGCUUCAGAAGAAUGUAAAACAGCUGCAAGUGGCAUCCCAAAAGAAGGAUGAGGAGAUUCGCAAAUUGCGAGCACGAGUAAAAGCAGCCGAGGCCAAAAGGAAAUUGGUACCUGAAAGUAAGCUACAAAAAGUGGACUCUACGCCCAAGAAGAUAGACAAAGAAAUUGAGAAAUGCAAGGAUCGGCAACCUGAGGCAAAUCAAAAGCACAAGAAAGAUACGAGUGGAACACCCAAAAAGGGCUGUUCUGAAAGUCCUGCUUUAGUGAUGGAAACUAGAAAUUAUUCUUCUAAUCAAAUGCUAGCAGAAGAUGGGCGACCUGAGGCUAGCCAGAAGCGCAAGUGUGCCACUUUCUUAUCUAAUAAUGAUGGCCAGAAUGGAAAUGAUGAGGAAACAUGUAGGCAAGUUUUAGAGCCUCUUAAGAAGAAGAUGGUAUCAGGAAAAAAGGGGUUGGAGCAAGAGGACAAUAAGGCCAAAGCCGACGGAAAGAGGCACACUGAAAGCAAUCGGUCUCCGCACAAGCUGGCAAUCUACAAUGCACUCCUGUACCUCCGCAGCGUGAAGGAUAGUUUCACGGACAAACCCGAGAAGCACAAGGAGUUCCUGGCGAUCCAGAGCGAACUCGUUAGCAGGAAGAUUGAUGUCAACGGCUUUAUCAGCGCCGUGACGGUCCUGCUCGACGGGCGCCCCGAACUCAUCCGUGGGUUCAAGAGUUGUUUUACUUGUUCUCCAACACAAGUAUUAGGGAGUACCAACACUAAGUGUUAGGGAGUACAUUGACUUUUUUUUUGCGGGGUCUUCAAGGUAAAACCGUAACAGAGGACAAUUAACUGUUGCUUGUUUCAGUACACCACUCAAACUUUGGUUACCACCUUUUUGUCUUUUGUUCUGUCAGUCUUGUCGUGUGAAUUUGUUUCUACAAGCCAGAAGAAUUAGCAUAUAUAAUAUCUAUUGAGACUGCAUCAACAGAACUUCAGGCUGCUUUUGAAGUGUUGGUGGCUGGGCACUGCUGCAGAACGACCCCAAGAUGAGGAUGACAUGAAGUAAGUAAGAGAGAAGUUUAUCGGGGCAAAUGAUUUGUCUGAGGCUCCAGUUUAUUUGUAGUUGUUUAGGCACUGCACAUAGUAUGUGGUUCCAUUUUGUCAGUGAACUGAAGUUCACACGCUCCUGCCAAACUGCUGUUCCACGAUCAGUGGUAAAAUGGACUUAAGUUUGACCAUGUAUGUAAGAACCUUGAAGAA
This is a messenger RNA of Lolium rigidum, 1853 nucleotides long. RefSeq names its product myosin-4-like. The transcript has 7 exons. Lineage: Eukaryota; Viridiplantae; Streptophyta; Magnoliopsida; Poales; Poaceae. The record is from RefSeq and is a predicted model, not a curated record. Bases 1 to 1380 code for a protein of 459 amino acids. Gene Ontology annotation, biological process: regulation of DNA-templated transcription.